Molecule: messenger RNA, 516 nt
Organism: Colletotrichum orchidophilum
Lineage: Eukaryota; Fungi; Ascomycota; Sordariomycetes; Glomerellales; Glomerellaceae
Exons: 1
Coding region: 1-516 (171 amino acids)
Source: RefSeq, a predicted model, not a curated record
AUGCAGCCCAUUGCCUUCUUUGGAAUUCUAUUGCUUCUCUCUCCACAAGCACAGGCUGCACCAUCAUCGCUUCACUCUCAUCUGCAGCGCCACAGAGACCGCGCCGCUACACACGCUCACUUGAGCCAUCAACACGCAAAACUGAACAAGAAAGCCGAGACAGAGACGAUGAAGUCUUUCAGAGAUAUUGCACCACUAUUUCAAAACCUCAUGGCAACGGACAAACCAUCAGCACCGUCGCCGUACGUUGAAUCAACGUUGACGCCUCUAAAGCAUGAUGAUGAAUUAGACCAUGUUUACUCAGACUCCGACGACUCACAACUACGGGAAGCGAGGACAGAGUCAGCCCGCGAGCAACCAGGGCCUGAACGAACCAAGCUGGCGGCGAUAGGUCGGGGAGAGAGCCGCGUGAGGUCGGUCGCGGACGCUGUUGACAGCCGGCAUGCUGACUCUGCGUUGAGAUUGCUGCGUGCUCACGCUGUCGUCAAGCGUAACAGAUUUCAACGUGAGAUUUGA